AUGAAUAGUGAAAAGCAUAGUGGAAAUAGUCUCGUCCUGAUCUCUUUCCAUUUUUUCUAUCGCUAUUGUUUAAUCUGCAGAACUUCAUGGUUGAUUAUGUUCAAUCGAUGGAAAUAUUUGCCGAUUUGGGUGUCAAUCUGGGCAUUCAUGGGUCUCUGCUGUGCCUCAUUUCUUCAUUUCUUUAUGUAUCACACACCUGAAUUUCAGGCUUAUUUUCGAGAUAUUCUCUGGGAGACUUAUCAUUUCGAUGUGAACACGACGGCGAUUCUUGGACCUCUCUAUAAGCAAUGUCGGAGAAAUCCAGAAGAUUGCAAUACGAGUUCUUCAGAGCACUCCUUGUUCAGACGCUCAUUCCAACAAUCUUCGAGUACAUUCCAUUCGUUG
Messenger RNA from Mesorhabditis belari, 384 nucleotides. Lineage: Eukaryota; Metazoa; Nematoda; Chromadorea; Rhabditida; Rhabditidae. The record is from the annotation of a GenBank genome assembly.